Messenger RNA from Lucilia sericata (common green bottle fly), 1730 nucleotides. RefSeq lists its product as uncharacterized. NCBI's taxonomy places the organism in Eukaryota, Metazoa, Arthropoda, Insecta, Diptera, Calliphoridae. The coding region runs from base 129 to 1130 and encodes 333 amino acids. The record is from RefSeq and is a predicted model, not a curated record. The transcript has 5 exons.
GAAUUCCUUAAAAUAAAAAAGCAGCAUUGUUGCAAUAUUUGUUUUCAAUACUAAAAUUAAAUAAUUUAUAAUUUUCAAUCACAAAAUACAGUUUUUAACUUUUGUUUUUAUAAAAAAAAGAAUUAAAAAUGCAUGAUUAUGCACAAAAUAGCAAACAAUUGUUUUGGAAUCGUAAAAUGAUCGAAAUGUUUAUAGACCUUUAUAGGGAGAAUGCAUGUUUGUACGACAAGUGCCACCAAGAUUAUAAUAAUAAAAGAGUAAAGGCCAAUGUCUUGGAAAGUAUGCUAACAAAAAUGCGUAAAUUUUUACCCACGUUGGAAUUGGUAGAUAUACAAGAUAAAAUUAAAGUUAUUCGUGCUCAAUUUAGUGAGGAGGUUACAUUUGCUGAUGCAGCCGGAGUUGGGUAUGUUCCACAAUUAUGGUGUUUUGAGAAGCUGAAAUUUUUGCGUGAACAUCUAACAUGUUGGCCAACAGAUGAUACUGAUUCAAAUGAGGAAAACGCAAUUGGAGAAGAAAAUCAUUCUGAAAAUAGUGAUGAUGAUAGUGAUGAUUUCCAUCUUUACCUUACAACAAUUCUAGACAAAUAUAAAUCUGAACCAAAAUAUAGGUGGGAUCCAGUCGUUACUAAGAUUUUUAUUAAUAUUCUUGAAGGAUAUCAAAUACUAUUGGAUCCGAAUUACAGCGACUUCAAACACCGGAUAUUAAGAAGAAAAGCCCUAUGUAAACUUCAGAAAGAAAUGAAAAAUGUUGAUCCAAAAAUUAAUAUAAAACAUAUAUAUGAUAAAAUAGUACAUCUUCGAAGAUGUUAUUUAAAUGAAUUGGAUCGUUUAAAGAAAAAGCAAACAAAUAAAAAUGAAAAAAUAACUUCAAAGUGGUGGUGUUUCGAUAUGUUGACUAAGUUAUAUAAGAACAGAUAUGGUGCAUAUACUAACUCUAAUAUAAAAGAGGUAAAUGAUAACCAAAUAGAAAAUAAUAUAUCCUCAAUGCAGCAAGUGGAAGAAACUCCUAAUAAUGAUCACAAUGAAUUAUUGGAAUUUGAAGAAAUACAACAAGUUUUUGAUACUGAUCCAGAAAUGCAAACAGUAUUAAUUAUGGACACAUUAAAAACACCAUGGAAUAUGAAUGUGUAAAUAUUUCUAUGGGCGACGAUACGAAUAACAUAGAACCAACAACAAACUGUAUUAACGAAGAAUACUGUGAUUAUAAUGAAACGGAUCUAAAAGUAAUAAACACUCAAAAUACUAUGGAGUAUGAAUGUGUAAAUGCUUCCAUCGAUGACACUACAAAAAACAUACAACUACCAACAGCAAAUUGUAUUAACUCAGAUAAUAUAACAGACUGUAAUGUAACUAAAAUAUCUGUCAUUAAUAAGUAUAGCCCGAUAAAUAUAGAAACUGAUAUGAAAUGUGAAUCACUUGGCACUUUAGUUACAACAAAAUUAAAAGAAAUCUCACCAAAAUACCAUGCGGAUUUCGUAUGGGAUGUACAAUGUCUAGUACGGAAAUAUAUUUUGAAAAGUAGAGCGCAGAAAGAUGAAGAAACCUGCUCAGCAUCAGUAUCUGUCAAUAAUAAGCAGAAAACAACAGGUAUGACGCGCGAUAUUGUUCUAUCUCGUUCUUCCAAUGUGUCAAUUAAUGUAAGUUUUGUGUAAUCUUAGAGUUAAGAAUUUCUGAAUGAUACAAAAGUUGUUUUAAUAAAAAAGUUAAUUUUUUAGUGUAUUUUUUUGAAAA